Messenger RNA from Schistocerca serialis cubense, 3105 nucleotides. RefSeq lists its product as uncharacterized. Bases 149 to 1150 code for a protein of 333 amino acids. Lineage: Eukaryota; Metazoa; Arthropoda; Insecta; Orthoptera; Acrididae. The record is from RefSeq and is a predicted model, not a curated record. Gene Ontology annotation, cellular component: nucleus; NuA4 histone acetyltransferase complex. The transcript has 3 exons. Gene Ontology annotation, biological process: regulation of transcription by RNA polymerase II.
GCCGGCUGGCCGUAUAUUACAGGUGUCUUCUGUGAAAUUUGAAUUGGCGUUCGAGGUUUGUCUUUUGUAAAUCGAGUAUUGUACUUUCGAUACAAAAUUCGAUUCGCAGCAGAAGGCUGGUGUUGUAGUGCCGGAUAGUGCAUUAAAAAUGGUGGUGAAAGACAAAGAAGAAGUUUCCGAGCAAAUAGAAUGGAAUGUUGAAACAGAAGUGCAGUUAUUUUAUGCUAUGAUUGGCCACAAACCCGUUGGUGUUAACAAGCACUUCCAGAUGGCUUGCAUCCUUGAGAAGUUCAGAAAUGCUCUGAAUAAAGACGUUUCAUCAAAAGUUAUAUGGGAUCAUUUGGACACAAUGUAUGACAUGCAGGCCUUGGAUGACACCGAGAACCUGCCCUUCCCUAAUGAUGAUAAGGACUUUUGUCUUCCUGAAACAGAGUUUGGUGAGUUGAUGGAAGAAAAAGUGAACUCGGGCUCUAGUAUGGAACAAUCAUCCACGGAUAAUGAGGUCAAGAAAGAGCCAAAAGCUGUGAAAGAUGUGAUUAAAAAGGAAGUGAACAACAAAGAGGUAAAGGAACCUGUCGUGAAAAAAGAAGGAAAAGAAAUCAAAGACACAUUCAAGGAAAUAAAAAGGGAGUCCAAGGAACAUACAAAGGAACCCAAGAAAAUCAGCAAAGACAAAGACUUUAGAAGAGAAAGUAAAGACAGUAAAGAUGGAAAAAAGGAAAACAAGAAGGAAGUUAGGGAAACGCCGAAAGAAAUUAAGGUAGAAUCUUUGGAGAGUAAAGAUGUCAGGUCACAUAAGGUACACCGAACAAGCACAAAAGAAAGAAGGGAGAGUAAGAAAGAUGAUACAGACAAGGAUGAUACUGCAGCCACGUCUUCCAUAAAGAAAGAACGCUCCAAGGACUCACACGAACAUAGACAGGAAGAUACUCCAAAACGUAUUGCUAGUGGUGUUGGGAACAGUAGCAGUGGUGGGGGUGGUGGAGCAAACAGUGGGAGUGGCACUGGUGGAGGUGGUAGUGGUAGCAGUAGUAGCAGCAGCAAGCGUUCAACAAGGGGCGCUCUGAAGCCAGAUGAUGUAAGUUCCAGCAAGUCAUCGAGUCCGAUCAGCGCACCUACUCCUCCCCCAUACAAAAGGAGAAGAACAUGACAAUUACGGCGGUAUUAGAUGCUUCCAAGUUUUGUUUUGUGAAGCACCUUGACACUUCAGUAUUUGUAUUAGUAAUGUCUUAAACAGCUUUACAUCCAGAAGGAAUAAUUUCUCUUUCACAAAGAGAUAAUUUUACCAUUCUUUAAAGGAAGUAAUGUUUCUGUGUGCAUGCAUGAGUUGAAAUUACAAAUGCAAGUAAUUCAUCUCGAGGAAAUUUAUGGUUAAAUGGGUCCAGGCAAUAAUAUUUCAAGUUACAUAACAGGAAGAUGAAAUCAUAUAAUCCUAAGAAGAUCCCAUACCAAUGUGUAUAAAUGACCACUUGUGGGAAAUAUGAAGAAGCUUACAGAAAAAGAUGAUGGCAACUUCUGAUUCAAGACAAACAUCCAUCACUCUCAACAAUGACUGUAAUCUUAACCCCUUCGUGUACUGGCAAAUAGGCUGUGUUUGAUGUAUAAGACAUAUUACCUUGCUGGUUGGUGUGUGUUUUAUGCAGGCUAUGAAGCUUGUUUAUUUGUUCUGUAGAAACAAUGUUGUUAUAUUUUGUUGUUCUUUGCUUUAUGUAAGAAAACACAAAUUUUCCUGUGAUUUGGUUGUUUGAAAAUGUGGAUUGUGACUUCAGUAUGGUCUUCUGCUUUUAUAAUUAGUAGUCGUCAUGAAUCUAUUCUACAGCUAAAAAGUAUGUAUCUCAGUAAGAUCUGACUAUAGGAAAAGGGACAUAAUUGUGUUUUAGCAGUUAAAUUAUUCAAGUAUUUAUUUAACAUAUUGUCUGAUCAUAAAUGCAAUGAAAUAUUUUGUGUACAGAGCUCCCAAGAAAUAGAUGCAUUGUUGCAUGCACACCAUAAUCUAAUGCAGUAUUUGAGUAGCGAAAUUGUGUGCAGCAAUUAAUAAAAGCAUGUUGAGUUCAGCAGAAGCAAAAUCAUUGAUUGUGAAUGAGGUUUGUAUCAGUGUGAGAGUGACGUAGUUGCAUAAUUUUGACAUCAAUUCAAAUAGUUUAUGGUGCUUGAUAGAAUUAGAAAACAAAUCUUAACACACACUUUAGGUACAAUAGGUAUCUGUUGAAAUGUCACACAAAGCUGGAAUUGGUUCAGUUAAAUGUGCAACGUUUCUGUAGUACAGAAUAAUCUAUAGAUUUGAAGUUAGUUAUAAAUAUACAAAAUAUUGGCUAUAGUGGUGCAUUUUAAAAUUGGCUCAGAGACUGGUAAUAAAUAUGUUCUUAAUAAUAUCAGUCGCUACAAGAUAAAAAAAAAUAAAAAAAAAUGGAUUCUGAAAUUUUCAGAACUAUAGAAGUUGAAUGUAGAGUAAUCCAAGGAAUUAAAAAAUUCUGUGGAGAAAUAGAUUCCUCCGUGGAUUCCGUAUUAUCAGAAAAGCAAAGACCAUACACAAGUAUUUCCAAGAUCAACGCAAAGACAAUUUGGAACAAUACUGAGCAUGAAACUAAUAAACUUAGCCAGGCAAAUGAUGAUCUUUAUUAGUUUCUCCAUGUUCUGAUGGUGCUAAUUCUGCUGCUGUAAGUUCAAUUAAUAAAAAUCUGCUCUAGUUGCUAAUAAGAAUGUUAUGAUGCCCACAACCUGUUUGACAUUGCCUCUUUACAGCAUAUUUUUCAGAUCUCUGUGAAAAUGACCAGUUGUAAAGGCCGAAAACAGUCAAGGACUUAAGUUCUUAUUACCAACUGGAAUGGUUUUUCAUUAAUUAAAUGAUCAACUAACUAAUGACAGUGUGGCGGCUGAUCUGAAAUUCAAAUCAUUGGCCACAAAAUUUAACGAAUUCUUCCUGAAAAUAGCUGAAGACAUAGACAAAAAUUGGACCAUCAAAAGACAUUGGAUACUUUGCGAACGGACACGCAUUUCGCCAAAUCAACUGUUAGAGAGAUCACAAAAAUUAUGAGGACACUGAAAAGCAUUAACUCCCCCUGGUGAUUCAGUUGAAGUAUUUAAAUCUUGUGCUGGCUUCACAGC